GCUAAAUAUUUCUAUAGUAUGCCAGAACCUCGACCCAAAUGCGUGAAAAAGGUGCUGCAUGCUGGAAGAGGCAUUUUACCGGAAUAUCGUACCGGUACAAAAGCCGUUUUCCAUUAUGAAACGUUAAAACCCAAAGAUCCAGUGAAGCCGGAAGUAGGAAUGCCAGAGAACAGGGAUGAUUAUGAAGUGAUAGAUAAUACACGACAAGGCUGGCCUCAUGGUUAUGGCAAACCUUUAGAGUUGAUUUUUGGCAAAAAGUUUCAAUUGCCAAUAUUUGAAACUUGCCUGCGAUCAAUGCUCGUGGACGAGGUGUCCCAGUUUGAUGUGGAGCUCACCGAACUUUGCACAUACCCGAUGGUUUCGAAGAAGUUGCGGGAUCUUGCCAAACCAAACGAACAUGGUCAUUCUCACGCUCACGAGCACAUGUGCGCAGCCGCUCUGUCAGCCGGAACUGGAUACCAAGAACUAGACGACUUGAUGAGAGAUCCCCGUCCACUCAGAUUCAUAUUUCACCUUUUAUCGGUCACACAACCGGAGCAAUAUGAGGCAGAAGGCUGGCAGCUUACAUCAGAAGAAAAAAUUCAGUCGGUGGAAACGCUACGAUUACAGGGGAAUCAGUUAUUUGCAGAGAAAAAGUAUGAAGACGCCAUAGAGAAAUAUCGAGAAGCUUUGGGAAGGCUAGAUACUUUAAUACUCAGAGAGAAACCCGGUGAACCAGAAUGGGAGGAAUUGGAUCGGAAGAAUGUUUCCCUAUAUGCCAAUUUAUCGCAGUGCUAUCUGAAUAUCGGAAAUAUGUACGAAGCAGCUGAAACAGCAUCUGAAGUUUUGUCACGGGAGCCCGAUAACGAGAAGGCGUUAUAUCGAAGAGCGAGAGCUCGAAUAGGAUGUUGGCAGCUGGACGAGGCCGAAGAGGAUUUGAAAAAGCUGGCACAGACACCCAAAAACGAAUCCUUAGUCCAGGCGGAAAUGGCAAUUUUGGCACAAAAAAGGAUUGAGCUAGCAGAUAGCAAAAAGAAGACGUAUACAAAAAUGUUCAAAAACCAUGUGCAAACGCCAUAUUUGAUUCGAUGUGUCUGAAUUCCAUCAACAAUAUCUGCCGUCUGUACAUCACGGUUUCAACAACAAUGUUCAGC
Messenger RNA from Cylicocyclus nassatus, 1133 nucleotides. The record is from the annotation of a GenBank genome assembly. NCBI's taxonomy places the organism in Eukaryota, Metazoa, Nematoda, Chromadorea, Rhabditida, Strongylidae.